This is a messenger RNA of Hemiscyllium ocellatum (epaulette shark), 1145 nucleotides long. RefSeq names its product replication protein A2 (gene rpa2). Gene Ontology annotation, biological process: double-strand break repair via homologous recombination; DNA replication; nucleotide-excision repair. Lineage: Eukaryota; Metazoa; Chordata; Chondrichthyes; Orectolobiformes; Hemiscylliidae. The transcript is spliced from 9 exons. Gene Ontology annotation, molecular function: DNA binding. Gene Ontology annotation, cellular component: DNA replication factor A complex; nucleus; site of double-strand break. Bases 101 to 931 code for a protein of 276 amino acids. The record is from RefSeq and is a predicted model, not a curated record.
UCGAGGCCUGUGAGUGGUCGGCUGCUGCACGCGACCUGUUUGGCGCGCUUUGUCCGGUCCAAGCGGGCUUUCGUCCGUUAAACGGUCGCGGGAAGGGACGAUGUGGAACAAUCCGGGUUCUUUUAGUGGAGGUUAUGGAGGAUUUGGAGAUACUGGUGCUGGAGGUGGGGGCUACUUGCAGUCACCUGGUGGGUUUGGCUCACCAGCUGGAGCCAGCCAAAGUGACAGAAAAACGAGGUCACGGGCCCAGCAAAUAGUUCCUUGUACGGUGUCACAGCUAAUGUCUGCUAUUCAAACAGAAGAGAUUUUCAGGAUUGGAGAGGUGGAAUUAUCUCAGGUAACUGUGGUUGGCAUGAUCAAAGAUGCAGAAAAAGCACCAACAAACAUUUUGUACAAAUUGGAUGAUAUGACUGCACCCCCUAUGGAUGUAAGACAGUGGGUAGAUACUGAUGAAGCUGGAAGUGAGAAUAUUGUUGUUCCUCCUGGUAGCUAUGUAAAGGUGGCUGGCCAUCUCCGAUCAUUCCAGAACAAGAAGAGCUUGGUAGCUUUUAAAAUCAUGGUUUUGGAAGACAUGAAUGAGUUAACAUCUCACAUGUUGGAGGUGGUGCAGGCUCACUUGCUGUUAAACAAACCACCGCUUGUACCUGGAGGAUCUCUAGCUUUGCACACCCCAAUGCGAAAUGAAGGGACAAUGGGAUUAUAUGGUGGUAAUGAUGCAUUGAUGAAUGGACUAACAAGUCAACAAAGUCAGGUAUUGAAUUUGAUUCGCAACUGUCGAGAACAGGAAGGCAUGAGCAUUGACUACAUGAGGAAAACAUUGAAGAACAUGAACAUCGUUGCAAUCAAGCAAGCAGUAGAAUUUCUGAGCAAUGAAGGGCACAUCUAUUCUACAGUGGAUGAGGAUCAUUUCAGGUCAACAGAUGCUGAAUAAUUGAGUAAUAAAAUGAUGUGAUAAAAUUCUGAAUCAUUCUACAACCUGCAGAAUCUAUCAUCGAGUAGUAAAAUGUAAAUAACCUAUUAUAACAUGAAGAGAUGAGUGCCUCUAUGUUCUACUUGGAUUUUCACAAACUUCCGCAUUUUUGGUUUUGUAAAUUUGCACUUUUUUUGUAUCAUGAUCAAAAAUAAACUCUUUGAUCUUAAUAGUU